Molecule: messenger RNA, 879 nt
Organism: Xiphias gladius (swordfish)
Lineage: Eukaryota; Metazoa; Chordata; Actinopteri; Istiophoriformes; Xiphiidae
Product: neurexophilin-1
Exons: 2
Coding region: 1-879 (292 amino acids)
Molecular function (GO): signaling receptor binding
Source: RefSeq, a predicted model, not a curated record
AUGAGGGGAGACACUCCACAAAGAGGCAUGAAGACCACAUGUCUGUGGGCCGCCGCCGCGCUGCUGUCAGUCGUCUCCCUGGUUACCAGUGCCAAUUCCCCAAGUUCAGGAAAUUCGAACUUAAGGGAGAGUUCAAAAUCCAAAGUGAAGACCUACUGGACCGAAAGCAGCAAGGCCUUCUCAAUCAGCCGUCUGCUGUCCCAGACACUCUAUGGCAAAGACAACUUCACCUCUCUGGACCUGAACUAUGAUGAGGCAGACUCCUUCUCUAAACAGGAGCAGUGGAACUGGCUUUACAACGCUUCAAACCCCCGCGACCCUCGAUCCAGGACAAAAAGGAGGCCCAUCGUCAAGACCGGCAAGUUCAAGAAGAUGUUCGGUUGGGGCGACUUUCAUUCUAACAUCAAGACUGUGAAGCUCAACCUUCUGAUCACUGGUAAAAUCGUUGAUCACGGUAACGGGACAUUCAGCGUCUACUUCCGCCAUAACUCGACCGGUCAGGGCAACGUGUCUGUGGGACUUGUUCCUCCGACCAAGGCUGUGGAGUUCCAGGUCCACCAGCAGCACCAGCAGUACCACCACCAUCACCACCAGCAGCAGCAGCAGACGGCUCUUGAGACCAAGGACACCAAGCUGUUCAACUGCAGGGUGGAGUACGAGAAGGUGGAGAAGGGCACCAGGAACUCACUGUGUGCCCACGACCCCUCGCAGAGCUGCCCGCAGGAGCAGACCCAGAGCCACGUGUCCUGGCUGUGCUCCAAGCCCUUCAAAGUCAUCUGCAUCUUCAUCACCUUCUACAGCACCGACUACAAGCUGGUGCAGAAGGUGUGUCCAGACUACAACUACCACAGUGACACCCCCUACCUCCCCACUGGGUGA